AUGGCAACAACGAAGCCUUCCCCAGUAGCCCCGUUCCAGACCACUUGGUGGCAAUGGAUCGAAUACUACUACUUGCUCAUGCUCCACGGCGGAUUCCCCUUUUUCUGGUGGAUCCGUCCCCAUUGGAAACCGUCGCAGAUGGGCGAUAAACGUGGUACUGUCGUCUUCAUUACUGGCGGCAACUCUGGAACCGGCUACGAGACUGCUCGCGAAUACUAUCUGCACGGCGCCACCGUAUAUAUCGGUUGCCGUUCGGACCAGCGUGCCACGGACGCGAUUGCUAGAAUCAAGAAGGGUGGCAGGUGCAACAUGUACGGCGAGUUCGAGUACGAGACCCCCAACGCUGCCAAGGUGGGGACCAUCGAGUACAUCAACAUGGACCUCUCCGACCUGGACAGCGUUGAACGCUGUGCAAACGAGCUCAAGGGCAAAGUGCAACGUCUCGAUAUGUUGUUUGCCAAUGCGGGUAUUAUGGCUACGGACCCAGGACAGUUCACAAAGCAGGGGUACCCUCUCCAGUUUGGCACCAACACUCUUGGCCACCAGCGACUGAUAUCUCUUCUGCUCCCCCUCCUGAAGCAGACCUCGCGAGAGACCCCUGACAGCCCCGCUCGCCUCAUCUCACUUUCCUCUGUUGGACACGUCUUUGCGCCUCGUGGCGGCAUCAACUAUGAGGCCAUUGAGUCCCGCACCGAACUCGACAAGUGGGCCGCCUACGGCGAGUCCAAGUGGGGCGACAUUGCGCUUGCCAACUUUGUCAAUACACACCAUGGUCCCGGAUCGCCCAACGCAAUCGAUGGCGAGAUUAUCACUUUCUCAGUCCACCCUGGUGUCGUUGCCACCAACCUCUCGAGGCACCUUGGCGGCGUCGAAGCCAUGUAUAAGCUCACGUGGCUGACCCCACUGUACCAGCUCCAGCCGUACGACGGCGCGCUGAACCAGAUCUGGUGCGGUGAAGUGUCUGUCGCCGAGGCUCGCCGGAUGAGCGGAUCUUUCAUUUCGUGCUUCCAAACCCAGUGUCCGGCCCGUCCCGACCUCAAGAACAAGGUUGCUGUGGACCGGAUGUGGGAGUGGUGCGACGCUCAGGCCCGCAAGACCGAGUAA
Molecule: messenger RNA, 1104 nt
Organism: Apiotrichum porosum
Lineage: Eukaryota; Fungi; Basidiomycota; Tremellomycetes; Trichosporonales; Trichosporonaceae
Exons: 3
Coding region: 1-1104 (367 amino acids)
Source: RefSeq, a predicted model, not a curated record